AUGCGGAGGAUCAAUUCAUUGUACGGACGAAUUGGGUUUCUCAGGAGAGUACCCGAAAACUCUACGAAGCAAUCUCAUAAUACAUUCCUCGCCUCUCUCUCCUUCUCUACGGACGGUGCUUAUGGCGGUGGCGGUGGCGGUGAGCAGAACAGCUCCAGGGUCAAGAUCUUCGAUCGAGACCUCAAGCGCAUACAUCGUGACCGAGCGGCGUGGCUGUCUCGUCAUAAAACCGACACCUUUGUCGAUGCUGUUGCAGAGAAUCUGCUUGAUCGCUUAGAGGAUUGUAAGAAGAGUUUUCCCAGUGCAUUGUGUUUGGGAGGAUCUCUUGGUGCUGUUAAACGAUUACUACGUGGUCGAGGUGGGAUUGAGAAGCUUACAAUGAUGGAUACCUCAUAUGACAUGAUUAAAUCAUGUAGAGAUGCUCAAGAUGAUUCGCACGAUAACUCCAUCGAAACAUCUUAUUUGGUAGGUGAUGAGGAGUUUCUGCCAAUCAAGGAGAGUUCGGUUGAUUUGAUCAUUAGUUCGUUGGGGCUUCAUUGGACAAACGAUCUUCCAGGAUCCAUGAUACAGUGCAAACUGGCUCUGAAGCCUGAUGGCCUAUUUUUAGCAGCAAUUCUUGGCGGAGAAACCUUAAAGGAGCUGAGAAUUGCAUGCACUUUGGCUCACAUGGAGCGUGAAGGAGGCAUUAGUCCCCGGUUAUCGCCUUUGGCACAGGUUAGGGACGCAGGGAAUCUCUUGACCAGGGCGGGUUUUAGUCUUCCUGGAGUUGACGUUGAUGAAUAUGUAGUUAAAUACAAGAGUGCGCUGGAUCUUAUAGAGCAUCUUCGUGCAAUGGGUGAAACCAACGCUCUUCUCCAGAGAAACAAGAUUUUGAAUCGCGAAACUGCUCUUGCCACGGCAGCCAUAUAUGAGUCCAUGUUCGCCACAGAGGACGGCACUAUACCUGCUACCUUUCAGGUGAUAUACAUGACGGGAUGGAGAGAACAUUCGUCUCACCCAGAGGCCAAGCGGAGAGGUUCAGCCACCGUAUCCUUCACGGAUCUCCAGAAGCAAUUUGGUGGUCAAUCUUGA
Arabis nemorensis is the source of this 1071-nucleotide messenger RNA. The record is from the annotation of a GenBank genome assembly. Lineage: Eukaryota; Viridiplantae; Streptophyta; Magnoliopsida; Brassicales; Brassicaceae.